Molecule: messenger RNA, 780 nt
Organism: Dreissena polymorpha
Lineage: Eukaryota; Metazoa; Mollusca; Bivalvia; Myida; Dreissenidae
Product: fibropellin-3-like
Exons: 7
Coding region: 1-780 (259 amino acids)
Biological process (GO): Notch signaling pathway
Molecular function (GO): calcium ion binding; Notch binding
Source: RefSeq, a predicted model, not a curated record
AUGGUCCUAUCGUUUUAUAUUAACGAAUGCUCGUCCGCUCCGUGUAAGAACGGCGCCACGUGCAGCAACCUCCAGAAUGCGUACUCAUGCAAGUGCGUACCUGGCUGGGAUGGAAAAAACUGUGACCAGGAUAUUAACGAAUGCUCGCCCGCUCCGUGUAAGAACGGCGCCACGUGCAGCAACCUCCAGAAUGCGUAUUCAUGCACGUGUGUACCUGGCUGGCAAGGAAAAAACUGUGAUCAGGAUAUCGACGAAUGCGCCUCAAACCCUUGUAAGUACGGUGCGACGUGCAGCAAUCUUCAGAACAAGUAUUCAUGCCAGUGUUCACCGGGCUGGAAUGGAAAAAACUGUGAUCAGGAUAUCAACAAAUGCGCACCUGCCCCAUGUAAGAACGGCGCCACGUGCAUUAAUCUUCAGAACGCGUACUCGUGCACAUGCUCAACGGGCUGGCAAGGCAAUAACUGUGAUCAGGAUAUUAACGAAUGCUCGCCCGCUCCGUGUAAGAACGGCGCCACGUGCAGCAACCUCCAGAAUGCGUAUUCAUGCACGUGUGUACCUGGCUGGCAGGGAAAAAACUGUGAUCAGGAUAUCGACGAAUGUGCCUCAAACCCUUGUAAGUUCGGCGCGACGUGCAACAAUCUUCAGAACAAGUAUUCGUGCAAGUGUUCACCGGGCUGGAAGGGAAAACACUGUGGUCAGAGUAGGUAUUAUUACACAUUCACACACACAUACACACACGGAAAGACAGCGUGGACGGGGGUUGGUGCGGAAGGGGGCUAG